AUGAUGGGAAAUUCAGAAGUUACUUUUUCUAAAAUUGACAGUUUGGAUAACGAAACUGUAUUUUUAGUAAAAAUUGGAGACAAAUCUUACAAUUUAAUCGGGUUAAAAGAACUUCUACUUAGAAAAAAAUCUGAUAAAAAUUUAGUAUCAAGCGCUGAUAAACUCGUGUACAAAGAUAUUCUACACCAUACCAACGCUCAUGAGAGAGAUUUUAACCCUAGAGGUCAAAUAAGAGAAAAGCGUGGAGGUAAUUUACCUAAGCUUAAGAAAUAUAAAAUCAACACUGAUAUUGUAUAUUGGGACGAUCCAAAUGAAUUAGUUGAUAGAUUAAAACAUUUAAUAGCUUCAAGAGAUGCGGGCAAUACAAAUCAUGAUAAUGAAAUGUUAUCGAUCAUUGAAGAAUUAAAAGAAGCUAACAUUAUAAAGGAAUAA
Parnassius mnemosyne (clouded apollo) is the source of this 432-nucleotide messenger RNA. Lineage: Eukaryota; Metazoa; Arthropoda; Insecta; Lepidoptera; Papilionidae. The record is from the annotation of a GenBank genome assembly.